Pelodiscus sinensis (Chinese soft-shelled turtle) is the source of this 788-nucleotide messenger RNA. The record is from RefSeq and is a predicted model, not a curated record. Lineage: Eukaryota; Metazoa; Chordata; Testudines; Trionychidae.
CCGUGGAAUCCGGUGAUGGAACAAUGCUGCCCCCUCCGCCAGGAUUCUUACGGCCAAAGAGGGGAGCUGAGGCUGAGGGAGCGGACGCCUCCCGGGGAAAGGGUCCCCAGGAUGAUUAUUUCCACGUGGGCGGUGUACAUCUUAUUCCGUAAAUGCAUUGGCCACCGGUUCCCAUCCAGCAGGGCUACGGACAUGGAAGUUAUGGAGACCGAGAUGCUGUCUGUGCUCGAGCACUGGCUGAGGAAGAUUGAAGAAGAAGCAUCUAAGAUCUUUAGGCAGAAACUGGAAAACAAGGCGGAAACCACAGUAGAAACCAAAGCGACCUCUACUGCUGGCCAAGAUUUGGGAACAAUGAAGUCACAGACCAUUCAAGUCUCUAGCACAAGCCUGCCAGUGUCCUCAUCCAGCCACAGUCUUCUGGAGGAGAGGACAAAUAUCCAGCUCAUAAGAUGGAGUCACACCCGGAUCUAUCGGGUAUCAAGCGAGAUCAGAAACGAAGCCAUGCGGGAGAGGCUGGAAAAAGUACGCAACAGCGUGUCCCAGGUCAUGCUCCAAGCAAUGCAGAACAACAGGUCGAACACGGAUAUCCGAGCCACAGUUUCAAGCUAAAUAUAACAGAGAUGUGUCCAGUCUGGGCCUCCCACUGCCGAGAUGGGCUGCAUUGGAAAAUUUUUCCUCCAACCCUUUCUGAGCAAGUCUGGCAAAAGUAUUGUAUUGUUAUGACAACGGCCUUACACCUCCUCUUUUGUACACCCGAGAUGGUCAUUAAAGACGCUUGUUAUGUAGAA